AUGUAACCUAUAUUGUUGCAGAUGUUUAGUUAUUUGGAUUUUUAUUGGUUCAUGUUGGAGGUUAUGGUGGGUUUGUCGCCGCUGAUCCUGUCAGCUGUACUGGCAGACCUGGUGUCAAUGGAGACGCAGAAGAUGUUGGUCAUCGCUUUGGACAGGCGCAUCGCUUGUAAAAACGAGCGAGACCGCGAGGAGAUCCAGAAGCUGUUCCUGUUCCUGAAACGCAACCCGUUCCAGUACAGCUUGGGGCGCGUGGUGCCGCUCAACGUGCGCAGUCUGCUGUCUUACCUCUCCUUCACUGUCACUACCAUUAUCGCGAUUUUGCAAAUACGAACCUGGACUACAUAAUCCAAUUUAUUUAUUUAUUUGUAUACAGUUAAAUAACACCAUUUUGCAAAAUGGCAUAUUAAAUAUAAUUAAUUACAUAACUUACAUCAUACAUGUUAUGUAGCCAUAGACUUAUCGAGGAUAUGUCAUUCCCAUACUUGUUCCAGUUUUCUAUUAGCAUUAUCGAUCGUAGAGAGGCAUCUUGACUACGGCCCCUACGGACUAGGUAGCAAAAAUCAUCCCGACAGGAAAUAUAAUUUCUAUUUAUGUUAAUAUUCUUAGAAGUAUUGUUCUCUCAUUGCGUUCCAAGUUAAAGGACGUUGCAACUAGUAAAGUUACUGCGCAUUAUACAAGGUGGAUAGAAGACUUGAAAAAAUCGAAGAACAUGCUAGAUGCAGGCCGCUUUUAGUAGAUUUGUUUGAAAGUCGUUAGAGAAGUUUCAGCAGUAGAUCUAAUGUGACUGAUGAUGAUACAAUUUAAACCUAUCUCACUUAAUGUUUGGGAAAUUAUACCUACUAUACAGAAUAUCGUAUUAUUAUUAAAUAAAUAAUGACUUAAUAUAAUUUAAGUAAUAAAAUAGUUGAAUGUUGAUCACUUUCAAGUUUCGUGCACUUUUUAAUUAUAAUUAAUUCUAGAUCACUGCAUUGUGUUUGUGUGGGAUUUAAAUAAAUAUCAAUAA
Molecule: messenger RNA, 1003 nt
Organism: Manduca sexta (tobacco hornworm)
Lineage: Eukaryota; Metazoa; Arthropoda; Insecta; Lepidoptera; Sphingidae
Exons: 2
Coding region: 22-345 (107 amino acids)
Biological process (GO): sensory perception of taste
Cellular component (GO): membrane
Source: RefSeq, a predicted model, not a curated record